AUGGUGAAAGCUGUUAAAGGAACUAUAUUGAAAUGUGAUCCAGCCGUCAAACAAGUAAUCCUGAGCAUGAAUAACUCCGAACACAAGCCAUUCAUAAUUGAAGAUCUCGACGAAACCCAUCUUUUUGUCGAUACUACACACGUAGAAAGAAUCAAAAGGCGAGUGGAGCAACUGCUCGAGGAAAAUACUUAUAAAGUUGAACAACUACCAUCCUAA
Messenger RNA from Ambispora gerdemannii, 216 nucleotides. NCBI's taxonomy places the organism in Eukaryota, Fungi, Glomeromycota, Glomeromycetes, Archaeosporales, Ambisporaceae. The record is from the annotation of a GenBank genome assembly.